UUUUGUUCUUAUCCUCAGACAACUAUUCUUCUCCCACCUUCUUAUAUACAUUGAUAUGAUCCAGGCUAUUCAUUUCCAACAAAGUAAUGGAUGCAGAACAAGUUCUGAAAUUGUUGGAUACCUAUUGGUUCAAGAGAACAAUUUACUCCAACAAAACCUAUUCACCUUUUCAUUCAGCAGCGGCUCCAACCUCUCCGUCCUUGGUGGUGGAAGUGCUUCCUCUAGAUACAAAGCUCUUGAGAGCUCCAACACUUCAAGUGAGGUCUUUCAGUGAUCAAAACAUGGGUUCAAAAGUCAGUGCUUUAUCUGAUUAUCCAUCACCAAAUUCUGUCUUCACUCCACAGAAGCUGCAUCCUAUUCUUUCUGGGAAGGAAAUGGGAGAUGAUCAAUUCCCACUUGAUCAAAAAGAUCCUGAGGAAGAAGCACCCACUAAGAAGAGGCUGAGUCAAAGGACAAGACUCAGAAAAGAGAAAAUCACAAGAAGGAGCCUGUCAGAGCUCGAGCUAAAAGGGUUUAUGGAUUUGAGUUUCGCAUUUUCUGAGGAAGACAAAGACUCAGGAUUGGUUUCUUUGAUACCAGGGUUACAUAGGAUGGGAACAGAUCAUGGUGCUGGUGUGGGCAAAGAAGAACAAGAGAACAUCAUUGCUGAAACUGUGAUUGGCAGGCCUUAUUUAUCAGAGGCUUGGGGUGUUUUAGACCAAAGGAAGGUUAAAAAUCCAUUGCUGAGUUUCAGGGUACCAGUUGAAGGCAAUGAGGUAGUCAUGAAGGGCAAUCUUAGGUUUUGGGCUCAUACAGUUGCAUCCAUUGUAAGAUAAUAAUGAACAAGUUUUCUUUAAUUAGAAUGUUCAAAGUAAAUUCUUCUUGCUUCUCUUUGGGAAGUUCUAAGCUGUAUAUAUUUUAUUCUAGCUAUAA
This is a messenger RNA of Lotus japonicus, 912 nucleotides long. RefSeq lists its product as uncharacterized. The transcript has a single exon. Lineage: Eukaryota; Viridiplantae; Streptophyta; Magnoliopsida; Fabales; Fabaceae. The coding region runs from base 87 to 815 and encodes 242 amino acids. The record is from RefSeq and is a predicted model, not a curated record.